Molecule: messenger RNA, 4710 nt
Organism: Tetrahymena thermophila SB210
Lineage: Eukaryota; Ciliophora; Oligohymenophorea; Hymenostomatida; Tetrahymenidae
Exons: 4
Source: RefSeq, a predicted model, not a curated record
ACGAAUUCAAAUAUAUCAAUUAAUCAAAACUUACUUUCACAAAAAAAAUAAUAUACUAUAUAAUAAUCAAAACUAUAAAAAAUGAUUUAUUAGCAUAAGAACUCCAUACCAGAGUUAAAGGACUUAAGUGAGUAAAGGUAUCUAAUGAGGCUUUAGCAGAAACAAAAAGAUCCUCUAUAGCAGUAAUUUUAAUAAUAGCAAUAAGGUACAUAUUUGCUGAAUGUAUAAGACCCUUAUUUAAAUUAAAUAAACGAUAAUUCGAAUCCCAUUCAAAUAUAAUAAAUGUACAUAGGAAAAUCUGAGUAAAAAUAGUUUGUAAAUUAGGAUAUCAUGGAGGAAUUCCCACUUGAUAAAAACUAAUAGUCUCCAUUUGCACACAGGACUAACUAGCAAAGGAGUAAAACUAUAUCGCUCAUGAAUUAUAAGGAAAUAAGAAACAACAGUUAAGAAAAUAAUUAAAAAGGUAUGAACACUACUUCAAAUUAGCAGGGAAAUAAAGCUUUCAUUUAGCAGCAAGAAGGGAAUAGAAGAGAGUAGCUCUAGUAUUAACCAACUUCUACUCUUGCUAAUAACUAAAUGAAUUUGUAAAGCCCUACUGAUAACUCGUAUAAAAAAUAUGAUCAAAAUAUAAAUACAGCUUACUAUCCUCUCAAUCAAAUGUAGCUGUUAAACUAAUAGCAGUUCUCCAAUUAAUAGUAAAUAAAUAAUUGCAACAAUUUAAAUUUAGAUUAUGUGCCUUAAUCCAAUUAGGCUUAGUAUUUGAAUUAGCUAUAAACACCUUAAAGCUCUUUACCUUAAUACUAAAUUAAUAGAACAAACAAUCACUAAUUAAAUUUCAUAGAUAAUCAAAAUAAUGGAGUAAGAUCUAAUUCUUAAUAAGGGUACUUAGAUCCCUCUACUGCUCCUGUAAGAGGUAAUUCAUAGCAACACAAUAUUGAUUUAAAUGGAACAAGGUCUAAUUCUUAAUAAGGGUUCCACAACUAUUCUGUUGGUACUCCUCUUGGAAUGAAAUAAAAUUACAACCAUUUUCUAUCAUAAAAUUAAAUUCUCACUAAUUAAACUUAAGGUCUGACAAACAUGACAACAACAAAUAAUAAUAAUUCUUUAGAAUCAUUGAUUGAUUUAGAAAAUAAAUGGAGCGAUAUAAAAAGAGUUCAUUAGAAUUUUUAACAAAGGUCUCUUUCUAACAGCUCUUCUUCGAACAGUAUUGCACCAAAUCACCGUCCUAAUUCAUCUCUAAACGUUUCUACUAACAAUAAUUUAUCUUUUAUAAAUGCAAGUAGUGCUCUUGUUGACUAAGUAGUAAACAACUCUAAAAAUUUUUAAAACUCCUCUAUGCCUCAGACCCCAUUUGAAUCGAAAUUAGAAAAACAAAACUCAAUUUAAAGCAAUACAAAUAAUAAUAAUAGCAACAACAAUAACAAUAAAUUAAUCAAGAAAGUUGUCCCUCUCAGCAAAAUUAAUUUGAAUUCCAUAAUACAGACAACAGGUUCUAAUAGUUUUAUGAACUCUAAUCAAUUCUCAACAGCUAAUUCUUCUAAAAAUACUAAAGUUAAAUUAAAUUUACAUGGUUCUUUUUAAGAGUAAAUAAUAGAUAAAAACAAUCCUUUUGAAAGUUAAAGUUUACCUGGUUCAACUAGAGGGCAUCAUGACUCAUUCUAAGGUUUAAACUACAAUCAAACUCAUUCAACAUACAAUAAUAAUCAAAGCUAAAGCUAACUUUAUGAGUUUGAUUCUCGUCCAACUCAAAAUAUGAACUAUAACUAAAAUAAAAUUUAAGAUAAUAGCUAGAAUAGCAAUUUAAGUAUGUUUAACCUGCAUUAAAAUAACCAAUACAUUGACUCUGGAUUUUUGUCACAUCAGGUCAGCCAAGCUCAUGCGAGCAGUACAAAUGAGCUUUAUAACAGCUCUAUACCCAAACAACAGCUUAAUAAUGCAAAUUUAUAUCAGUAAAAUAUCUACUAAAUAUCUUCUGGACAGUAAUAACAUUAACUUAUGAAUCCUACAACAACCCAUUAAAAGUGUCUGUCAUACUAAGAUUUAAAACCACAACAAUGUUUCAAAAAUAAUUCAAUUAGUAUUUAAGAAAACUACUAAUCUAACAGUUUAUUAGAUAAUAAUUUAAGCAAUUAUCUAGAAUUUAAUGUUAACAAUCACCAUAGUAGUAAUAAUAACAAUUAUAGUUUGAAUAAUACAAUGAACAUUACUAACAAAACAUUAUAUUCUAAUACAAACUUACAAUAAAAAAUUAAUGGAAAUUAUAAAUAUUAAUAAAAUUUUUCUUAAAGCCCAAACAAAACAAAUGGAAUUUAUUUAAAUCCUAACUAGCCCACGAAUAUUAAUUUUGAUAAUACUCAAUCAGCAAAUAAUCCAAACUAUGUUUCUUUUGAACAAAAAUAAGGUGAUGAUUAAUUUAACAAAUUUAAUAACUAAAUUAACUAAUUUUAGCAUAGCAACCAUUAAACUGCUAAUUUUAAGCAACCAAACUCUUAUACUUAAGAUUUAAAUAAUGGUUUAACUGUAAUUUACUAAAACAAGGGUAAUCAAAAACCUUUUACUACAAGCUCAACUAAAGAAAACAAUGAAUGCAAAAGUAAGAAUUAAGAUAUACUGCUUCAAUCACCACAAAUAAACAAUCAAUAAAGAUUAAACUACAGAGCAAGUCCAAAUUCUUUGUAAGCUUAAUAAGCGCAUAAUGCUCAAAGUAAAGAAAGGAAAUCACCUAACUCAAAAAAUGCAUCUGAUAUAAAACCAAGAAAAAAAUCAUAAGAAGAAAUAAUCAAUGUUUAAGAAUAAAAUAAAAAGAAAACCUACAGUGAAUAGCAAUUUGAAUUUAUGAAGCAGCUUCUCCCAACUUACUCUCAACAUAUUACGAAAAAGAAUUUAUUUUCAUAGGCUUUAGCUCAAUAGAAGGGAUCAUUUGAUUUAAAUUCAGUUUUACCUAAUUAAAAUGCUUAAAACUAGCUAGACUUCACUCCUAUUUAAGAACAUGCCAGCUAAAAUGAGAUUGAUAAUCACUUGUAAGCAAAAUACAAUGAAUAUAAAUAACGAAUAUAGUAUUAAUAAAGAGAUAAUAAUGGCAAUAAUUAGGGAUUAGAAAAUGCAUAUAAAACAGCUAAUUCUAAUAUUUAUGCAAAUUCAUAUUUACAAGCGGCAAUAAAUCAUACAUAGAACCAAGCUUCUUUAUCAUCCAAGAAAAGACCAUCUACUUUUUAAAAUAGUAAUUAAGGGUAAAGUUAGAAGGAAGUGCAGCUCAAAGACCAUUAUUAGACUGCAUAUAUUUCUGAAAUCAUAAAAGAUUAAAGAAAUAUUACUAAUGAGUGCAAUGAGAAAGUUAGCUUGAGCUAAAAGCUGAUAGAUUAAGAAAAUAGAAAUCCUAAUAAUGCUUAAGUUAGAUAGUUAGAUCAUGAAAGUUUAUUAAAGUUGAAGCAAGGACUGAAGCAUAGCAACAGUCAGGGUUAAAACGAAUUUAUACAAAUGUAAAUUUAGUUAUAAUAAUAAUACUAAUCAGUUAACAACGGGAGUGCUUGCAAUAAUUAGCAGAGCAAUAACAGCUAAAUUACACAACAAAAAACCUAUAGUCCAAGAGUUAAUUAUAAAAUAAUUUCUGAAAAUAUAAAAAAGUAAAAAUUUGGGGUAGUUUAAAAAAAUGAGAAAAUUAUUUAGAAUAACUAAGCAGAACAAACAAAGAAAAGUUAUGUGUAGAAUCCCUCAUAAAAUAUCAGCAAUUAAAGUUAAUCCUUUUUCCCUGAACAGCUUCUUGUACCAGUUAGUAAAUCAUUCAUAGAGACUAAGAAAGUGCAAGCCAACUCUAAUGCAGAGAAAAGUGUAAACGAAAUGUAUGAAAAUAAAAAUUUAAACUCAAAUAACUUAAAUGUGAUCAACAAAAAAAAUAGCAAAUUAACUGAGAUACCAAUAAAACAGGUAGUUUCUAAAAAGAUCCUACCAAAGUAUUAAUCUGUGGCGACAGACAUAAGUGAAGAUAUGAUAAAUAAUAAUAAUUCAGGUAAUAUAGCAAAAACAAUUUAGUAAAAUAUCAAAGCUUACUAAAAAACUUAAACUGAUGAACCAAAGAAAAAAAAGCUAUCAAUAACUUAGGCUGAGUUGAAUAUUCCUUAAAAUUAAAAUUCUCAAAAGAUUCAACAGCAAGUUCCUUCAUCUACAAAAUAUAAUUCUUAACAAAUUGGAUUUUAAAAAACAGAAGUUGAAAAAACCACAUUAAAAAGACAGCACUCUUCAUCAACUAGCAAUGCUAUUUAUGAUCCAUUUAAAAUAGUAAGUUAAGAUUAAUAGGCAGUGAAAGGAUUGCAACCAGUAAAUUAACAAAACAAUAGCACAUAUGAGUGUAACCUAAAAAUUUUAGAUAAUUUUGGAAAUGAAAACACUAACGCUUUAGCUUAAAAUAAUUAAAAUAGAUAGUCUUAUUUAUUAAAUAAAAAUAAUCCUUCCGCUAACUAUAACAAAAUACAAUGCAUGCCUUGCAAUAAAAAUUUAGUAGAAGCCAAACUAUAAAAGAAAGAAGAAUAAAUAAAAAUCACAAAGGGAAAAGUAGAGUAAAAAUUAGAGGUAAAUAGGGAGAUCUUACAAAAUUAAUUACCAAUUAAAAGCAUAAGCGGAGCUCAUAAUAAAUUGAGUCAAUAACCCUAGCAAUAAAGUUAGCAGCCUAAAACCUACUCAUCUUUUAUUAUCCCAAAUUUAGUUUUUAAUUGA